Molecule: messenger RNA, 576 nt
Organism: Aureobasidium namibiae CBS 147.97
Lineage: Eukaryota; Fungi; Ascomycota; Dothideomycetes; Dothideales; Saccotheciaceae
Exons: 3
Coding region: 1-576 (191 amino acids)
Biological process (GO): ribosomal large subunit export from nucleus
Cellular component (GO): preribosome, large subunit precursor; nucleolus
Source: RefSeq, a predicted model, not a curated record
AUGGCCAAAGCAACCAAAGCAAAGGCUCGUCCCGUUUCUACUCGCUCUCGCGCUGCGCGCCGUGAAGCAUCUCCGGGAAUCAACCUCGACAAGUCCAUUACUGGCGAGAAGACCACCAAGGAAUCUGUAGACUACUUCCCCGGAGCACACGAUGCUGGCAUCUCGAAAAAGAAGAAGCAGAAGCCCAUGACCCGUGCCCAGCGCAUGCGUAAAGAGAAGGGCUUGGAGCGCGCAGAAGCGAACAUGGAUGUUCUACACACAAAAAAAGCAAAGAGCUUUGUCAGAGCGAGGAGGAUUGACGACCGAAGAGCGACCUGGGAGGCCAUGAACGACAAGACCAACCGCUUCGUCCAGCCCAAGGCCGCAAAGGGCUCCAAGGCUGUCGACAUGGACGCAAACUCAAGCGACGAAGAGAACCCUGGCAGACCCUCAGUAUUCGCCAUGCCUGGUGAUGAGUGGGAAGACGAAGACGAAGACGAGGACAUCGACGUCGAGCAGAGCAUGGAAGCACCGAAUACUGCCGACCCUGUCAGCAAUGCUACCAACAACGACGAUGACGAUGACGAGAUCCUGUAG